This is a messenger RNA of Hyphopichia burtonii NRRL Y-1933, 1114 nucleotides long. RefSeq lists its product as uncharacterized. The transcript has 2 exons. Bases 1 to 945 code for a protein of 314 amino acids. The record is from RefSeq and is a predicted model, not a curated record. Gene Ontology annotation, molecular function: 6-phosphogluconolactonase activity. Gene Ontology annotation, biological process: carbohydrate metabolic process; pentose-phosphate shunt. Lineage: Eukaryota; Fungi; Ascomycota; Pichiomycetes; Serinales; Debaryomycetaceae.
AUGACAACUACUGUUCCCUUAAUCUACUCAUUUCCUGAGUUUUUAGGAGUUGCUGAUGCUGUUGCCGACCAUGUAAUAUCUGCACAAAACAUGACAUUAUAUAAUACCUUGGAUGUUAAUCAAAUUAAUAUAAUAAAGAGUAAUAAAGCCGCUCGUCCUCAAUUAUUCAAUUCAUCUAGUUCCAUUGGGCCAUUCAACGGAACAGGAAAUGUGAUCAAAAAGAAGGAAAAAAAGAAGAGAAGCGAAGUUAGAUUUAAAAUUGCCAUUAGUGGAGGAUCCUUGAUCAAAAUUUUAAAUCAAGGAUUAUUACCAAGACAAGAGGAAAUCGAAUGGGACAAAUGGGAUGUUUAUUUUGCCGAUGAAAGAUUAGUGUCAUUUGAAAGUCAAGAUUCAAAUUAUGGACAAGCUAAAAGAGAAAUUUUUGAUCAAAUUACCGGGGAUCGGAAACCAAACAUUUAUCAUAUCAACGAAUCAUUAAUCAAUGAUUCUCAAGAAUGCGCUGAUAAUUAUGAAAAAUUAUUAAUUGAUAAUUUUGCUAAAAAGGAUAGUGUCAAAUUACCAAUGUUUGAUUUAUUACUAUUAGGUUGUGCUCCGGAUGGUCAUAUUGCAUCAUUAUUCCCUAAUCACGGAGAACAAUUACGGGAAAAAUUGGCUUGGUGCUUACCAGUUUCAAAAGCCCCUUCUGGUCCUGAAAAUAGAAUUACUCUAUCAAUCCCAGUCAUUUGUCAUGCUCAUAGAGUUACUUUUGUGGUUGAAGGUUUAACCAAAGCUCCAAUCAUGAGAACCAUCAUGGAAAGACCAGAAAAAGGCUUACCUAGUUCAAUCGUCAAUGAAGGUGCUGCUGGUAGAGUCACCUGGUUUGUCGAUGAUGAUGCUUUAAAUGAUUGUUAUGAUAUCACGAAAAAAAAAUAUAAGUACUUAAGUAUCGAGGAUCCAAAUUUAUAACUUUUUAAUGUCAAUGAUAACGGUUUUUCUUUUUUUUUCUGUCUGUCUGUCUGUCUGUCUGUCUAUCUGUCUGUCUUUUCUUUUCAUAUUGUUCUUUUUCUUUUCAUAUUGUUCUUUUUCUUUCCCUUCCCUUUUGUUGUCUUUACAUCGGUUACUCCGUUUUUCCUUU